GCGCGCGGGGCGGGGGCGCGGGGCGCGGCGCGCGGAGUCCGCUCGGGGCCGGAGGCGCCGCGGCCGGGCCGGAGCCGCGAGGAGCGCGGGCCAUGGCCCAGGCGGGCCGUGCAGGUGGCCCUCCCCCGGGUGGUGGUGCCCCGUGGCACCUUCGAAAUGUCCUCAGCGACUCUGUGGAGAGCUCAGAUGAUGAAUUCUUUGAUGCUAGAGAGGAAGUGGCUGAAGGGAAGAAUGCCAUCCUCAUUGGAAUGAGCCAGUGGAAUUCAAAUGACCUGGUGGAGCAGAUUGAGACCAUGGGGAAACUGGAGGAGCAUCAAGGAGAAGGAACCGCGCAGUGCACGUCCAGCAUCCUCCAGGAGAAGCAGCGAGAACUGUACCGUGUUUCCCUGCGAAGACAGAGGUUCCCGGCCCAGGGAAGCAUCGAGAUCCAUGAAGACAAUGAGGAAGGCUGUCCUCAGCGCUCUUGCAAGACGCAUGUGCUCCUGUUGGUGCUGCAUGGGGGCAACAUCCUGGACACAGGCUCGGGGGACCCCUCCUGCAAGGCAGCUGACAUCCACACCUUCAGCUCGGUGCUGGAGAAGGUCCUGCGGGCCCACUUCCCUGCUGCCCUGGGCCACAUCCUCAUCAAGUUCGUGCCCUGCCCUGCCAUCUGUUCGGAGGCUUUCGCUCUCAUCUCAAACCUGAACCCCUACAGCCACGACGAGGGUUGUCUGAGCAGCAGCCAGGACCACGUGCCCCUGGCCGCUCUGCCGCUGCUGGCCAUCUCCUCCCCGCAGUACCAGGAGGCCGUGGCCACCGUCAUCGAGCGAGCCAACCAGGUCUACGCAGAGUUCCUCAAAUCCCCAGAUGGGAUUGGCUUCAGUGGGCAGGUGAGCCUCAUUGGAGACUGCGUGGGGGGCCUCCUGGGCUUCGAUGCCAUCUGCUACAGUGCCGGGGGACCCGGGGAGAGCCCCGGCAGCAGCAGCCGGAAGGGGAGCAUCAGCAGCACUCAGGACGUGCAGAUUCUGGCAGAGGAGGAAUGCAGCCUGGCCGACACCAAGCGUCUCAGCAAGAGCAGCAUUGAUGUCUCUAGUGUGUUGGAAGAUGAGGAGCCCAAGAGGCCGUUACCACGGAAACAGAGCGACUCCUCCACCUACGACUGUGAGGCCAUCACCCAGCACCACGCCUUCCUCUCCAGCAUCCACUCGAGCAUGCUGAAGGAUGAGGCAGACCCCCCUGCCACGGGGGGACCCCAGCUCCCAGAGGUCAGCUUGGGCCGCUUGGACUUUGAUGUGUCGGACUUCUUCCUCUUUGGCUCACCCCUGGGCUUGGUCCUGGCCAUGAGGAGGACGGUGCUGCCUGGGCUGGAUGCCUUCCAGGUGCGUCCGGCCUGCAGCCAGCUGUACAGCUUCUUCCACUGUGCGGACCCCUCUGCCUCCAGGCUGGAGCCGCUGCUGGAGCCCCAGUUCCACCUGGUACCACCCGUCAGUGUGCCCCGCUACCAGAGGUUCCCGCUGGGUGACGGACAGUCCCUGCUGCUCACGGAUGCCCUGCACACCCACAGCGCCCUCUUCCUGGAGGGCAGCGCCCGCGGCAGCCCCCCCCUUCUGGACGCCCCCGCUUCGCCCCCUCCGGCCCCGAGGUCCCAGCGCCCGGGGCGCAGGCUGAGCCAGGGCAGCUCCCACAGCAACAGCUCCGAGUCCUCCGACAGCCUGGCCCCCGUGGGCGCCUCCCGCAUCACAGCCAAGUGGUGGGGCACCAAGCGCAUCGACUACGCCCUGUACUGCCCUGACGUGCUCACGGCCUUCCCCACGGUGGCCCUGCCCCACCUCUUCCACGCCAGCUACUGGGAGUCCACAGACGUGGUGGCCUUCAUCCUGAGACAGGUGAUGCGCUACGAGAGUGUGAACGUCAAGGAGAGCGCGGGCUUGGAUCCCGCAGCGCUCAGCCCUGCCAACCCCCGAGAGAAGUGGCUUCGCAAGAGGACCCAGGUCAAGCUCCGGAACGUCACUGCUAACCACCGAGCCAACGACGUAAUUGCUGCUGAGGAUGGGCCCCAGGUCCUGGUGGGGCGGUUCAUGUAUGGGCCGCUCGACAUGGUUGCUCUGACUGGAGAGAAGGUGGACAUCUUGGUGAUGGCAGAACCAUCCUCAGGCCGCUGGGUCCACCUGGACACAGAGAUCACCAAUAGCAGUGGCCGUAUCACCUACAGUGUGCCACGGCCCCGACGCCUGGGCGUCGGCGUCUACCCGGUGAAGAUGGUUGUCAGGGGCGACCAGACCUGGGCCAUGAGCUACCUCACAGUGCUGCCUCGGGGCAUGGAGUGCGUGGUGUUCAGUAUCGAUGGCUCCUUCGCAGCCAGCGUGUCCAUCAUGGGGAGUGACCCCAAGGUUCGGCCAGGGGCAGUGGAUGUUGUCCGGCACUGGCAGGACCUGGGCUACAUGAUCCUGUACAUCACGGGGCGGCCAGACAUGCAGAAGCAGCGGGUGGUGUCCUGGCUGUCUCAGCACAACUUCCCCCAGGGCAUGAUCUUCUUCUCGGACGGGCUAGUUCACGACCCGCUGCGCCAGAAGGCCAUCUUUCUCCGCAACCUCGUGCAGGAGUGCUUCAUCAAAAUCAGCGCAGCCUAUGGCUCCACAAAGGACAUCUCUGUCUACAGUGUGCUGGGUCUGCCACCCUCCCAGAUCUUCAUUGUGGGCCGGCCCACCAAGAAGUACCAAACCCAGUGCCAGUUCCUGAGCGAGGGCUACGCCGCACACCUGGCGGCGCUGGAGGCCAGUCACCGCGCGCGCCCCAAGAAGAACAACUCGCGCAUGAUCCUGCGCAAGGGCAGCUUCGGCCUCCACGCGCAGCCCGAGUUCCUGCGCAAACGCAACCACCUGCGCAGGACCAUGUCGGUGCAGCAGCCCGACCCGCCCACCAACCCCAAGCCCGAGCGGGCCCAGAGCCAGCCCGAGUCGGACAAGGACCACGAGCGGCCCCUGCCCGCGCUCAGUUGGGCCCGAGGGGCCCCCAAGUUCGAGUCGGUGCCCUGAGGGCCAGGCUGUGCACAGAGCAGGGGCCCUCUCCCCGACACAGGCCUUUUCCUGCUUCUCCCCCCCGCCCCACCGUGUCUGUCCAGCAGUGUCCUACCAGAGUGGGGAGGGACCCUGCCCAGCCCGGGGACCCCCAGGGCUGUGAGCGGGUGAGAUGGGGAGUCUCUGUGCAGCUGCUGCUGCGUCCCCGCAGGCCUGUUACCGCCAGCCCCAGCAGGAUGGUGUUUGUGUGACGCUGGGCUCAGCUGUCGGCGGGACCACCCGCCCCAAGUUCCAGGUCGCAGGCUUCGGCAUGGUGCCAGGCUGGCCCACAAGGAGAUGCCCUGGGCCGUGGGCCAUAGCUGCUGGCACUACAGCCUCUCGACUGCUGGUGGAGUGGCAGGGGCAUUUGUGCCUGCCCUCCCGGUAACAUCAUGGCCCAGGCUAUUGGGCCUAGCUCUCCUGUGACCAGGGGCCACUGUCUGGGAGGGGGGAUGUGCCCGGGGCCCCUCAGAUGUUCAGAGUCCUGGGCCCCCUGGGGAGGGGUCUGGUGCUGAUGGUCUAUCCUCCUGCAGCUGUCAUUGUCCCCCUUCUGUCCAGUGUUCUCCUGGGGACAGGCCUUCCUCUUCUAGGACCCCUGCCUGGUGCCCUCCCCCGCGAGGUGUUGGCUUUAGGGUACCUUUGAGCCACCGCUUGCUCCUCUGGGCCCUGGCUUCCUAAAUAGUGGGUGGGGUCUUCCCCACCAGCCCCCCUCCGCACAGAUCCCUGUAAAGUCAGGCCUCUGGGCUGGCCUGCCCUUCUGCCCUGGACACUUUCUGGGCCCUAAGUACCCUCAGAUCAACCUGGACUUCACCUUGGAGAGGGUCUGAGUGGACGGGAGGAGCAGGGGAGGGAUCUCUGCCCCACAGGGAGGCUGGCUUGGCACCCAAAACUGGCCCCGGGGACAAAACCAGGAGUCUAUACAUAGCUGCUCAGAUGAAUUGCUCCCUGUGGGGUGCUGGAAGGCUGAGAGCACUGAGACCCCAGGGUUAAGGGGGCUCAUGUAAUUUUGGCUCAAACUGUUGUUCUCUCCUCCUUUCCCUCUCCCACUCAGCUUGGUUUGUGCCCAUCACCGCCCUGAAGUUGGCAGGGCCUGGCUCUCCAGGGACCCUCAAGGCCUGCCCCAGCCCUUGUGCUGCUGAGCACUGGCCUGGGCAUUGGUCUCCAGCACCACCUCUGCUCUGUGGCGCGGGCCAGGCCUCCUGGUGUGGGUGCUGGGCCUCCUCCUGAGCCCCCUGUUGGCUGUGCCCGGGGCUGGCUCGCCCUUUAGGCCAGGCUCCAUCAGGGCCCCAGACCUAGGCCCUGACCUUGUCCACACAGCAGGGACCUGUGUGCACCCAGUGUUGCUUCUGCUCAAUGUCUACCUCUUGCAGCUCCCGGGCAGCCCACAUCCCCCCCGAUGUUGGCUGUUGGUCGGGCAGCUGACCCUUGUGAGUCACCUGUCAAAAGGGGUGCCCUGCUGGGGCUGGAGGGCUCUGGAUUCCCAGGCCCCACCCGUGGCUCUCCACUAGAAAUGUGUCUUCUCCAAUCUGCUAGCCCCGGCCCAUGCUCUGAGCUCUGCUUUUCACCCUGCGUUGGCAUCCAAGCCCAGAGCUGCUGGCAGUUUGGUGGGAAGUUUCCCCCCUGCCACUCCUGCCCGCCACCUUUGGCAUCUCCCUGGGGCCUGCCUCCUGGCAUUGCACACCUCUCCUGACCAUGCCCUCAUUCUCAGUUUUCCAUACGGCACAGGCUUAUAGAGCAUCUCAGCCCUAAACAUUCUCCUCCUCUCCAGAAGAGACCGCAGAUUAAAUCCAGCAUCUCCUCUGGGCAGGAGUCACUGAUGUUCUUUCCUCCCGAACGAUGGAGUCACCGGUGAGGAUGCAUCUCCCCAUUAGACUCCUUGCACUUUCUGAGAGUCCCGGGAGAGGAGGGCCAGCUUGUAUAGUUCAGGGGUGGAGUGUGCGCCCAGGAUGGGACCUCUGCUACAGCGAACCACUUGUGAACCCGAUUUGUGAACCUGGGGAGCCCCAGGCAGUGAGGACGGCACAUGUGCUGUUCCAAACAGCAACCAGCUCUCACUGCAGCCCUGAAACCUCGCCGGUGCGGUACAGUGCCGUGUUCAGUCUUGUCCGUCCAGUUCAGUUGGAGAAAUAGCAAACCAAGUUGUGUUGUCCUCCAGGAGGCACAGCUGUGUGCCCCUGCUAGUUCUGUCACCCCAUCUGGCUGUUUCCUAGAGAAUCUGUCUGGCCCCUGCCGUGCCUGCUCCCCAGGCACUGGACACAGAUCUCCCCUCCUGACCAAAGCUCCUGCUUCCAUGUGGCACAUUUGUUCUUCUCAUGGGGUGGCCAACCGGAGGGAGGGCUGAGGGCCUGCCUGCCGCCUUCGCUCUACAUUCACCCUGGGGGGGUAUUGGGGGUUCAGGGCACACCCUUUGUGAGGGCCUGCUCUUCCAAUAUCUUCCCCCCCACUAAAGUUCUCAACUGGUCCUUUAGGCUCUGCAAACUUAAAACAGCAACAACAAAAAGAUACAUUUGGGUAAAUGCUCUCCCGCCCGGUGCUGGGCUGUAGGAAUCAAGCACUCUUAAGCCCCAGGGCUCCAGAGAGGACCAAGGGGUGGCACUCAAGUGGGUGGCUGGAACUCUUGGCUUCUAAACAGUGCUUUUUUCACUCCUCUGGAGUCCGGACCUGCACCCUGGGAAUGUCCCAGCAGGUCAAACGUGGCAUCCAGUUUUAAAAAGCUGGGCCCCAGGCAGGCAGAAAUGGGUGCAGGUGUGGCCCUGCCCUGGCACCCUGACUGCGAAGGAGCCUCGCAGCUGCCCCCCGCCUUAAAACAACCAACUGUCUCCGGAUGCUGGGGGAUUCGGGUGCCAAGUGCUCUGAAAAUCUAUUCUCUUUGGCUCAGCCAAAAGAUACACCCCCCUCUUUCUUCCUCCUCUCCUCCUGGGCUUGGAGGAAUUUUCUUAAAAAAAAAAAAAAAAAAUCAUAGUUAAGCCCAAGUGAGGAGACCCUGCCCAGGCCCCGCUCUCCCUGCUCAGAAACCACACGGAAUUUGGGAGGAAAACCCAUCAGAUGAGGAGGUGUUGACAAGGCACAGGGCAGGAGAGAGGCGCACUCACGGGGACCCCCAACCCCCACCCCGCUGUUCUCUUUGUUUACUUGGAGGUGGCAGCCUGUCUGGUCUUGUUCGUGGUCUGACUGUUCCUAAGUGUGUAACUUCCAGUAUUAUCUGUGGUGGAUGGUUCUGUGGUGAACAAGGUUUAUUCUGUUCCUUCUGGCUGCCUUGUACAAAAUCCGUUAGAAAAGAAAAUGUAAAAUACCAGGUUUCUAAUAAGACAAAAACAGCAUUACAGAGUUAAAAGAUUUUUACAACUGGUCUUGAUUUUGACGUGAGCUGGUUUUUAACUCUCAAACGUUGUCACUUAAAUAAAGACCUUAUUUGCCUUUAAAAUGUG
Sorex araneus (European shrew) is the source of this 6463-nucleotide messenger RNA. RefSeq names its product PITPNM family member 3 (gene PITPNM3). The transcript is spliced from 20 exons. Gene Ontology annotation, biological process: phospholipid transport. Lineage: Eukaryota; Metazoa; Chordata; Mammalia; Eulipotyphla; Soricidae. Gene Ontology annotation, cellular component: cytoplasm. Gene Ontology annotation, molecular function: metal ion binding; phosphatidylinositol transfer activity; phosphatidylcholine binding. The record is from RefSeq and is a predicted model, not a curated record. Bases 93 to 3014 code for a protein of 973 amino acids.